GGGAUUGGUUUCUUCCUUGUUCACGCAUUUUAUUUCAUUUUUGUUCCCAAAAGAAAAGAAGAAAAAAUGUUGUUUUUCGGCGAUUAGCCCAUUACCAAUACCUUUCCUUGAAAUACGUAGCUUAACAGUUGUCUGGUUCCCUUGAAAUUUUAGAAAGAUGUCGCUGAGGAUUAAGUCGGUGGUGGAUAAGUUCGUGGAGGAGCUGAAAGAGGCUUUGGAAGCCGACAUACAAGACCGAAUAAUGAAGGAGAGAGAGAUGCAAAGUUACAUCGAGGAACGCGAGCGUGAAGUCGCCGAGCGUGAAGCCGCCUGGAAGGCCGAGCUCUCUCGCCGUGAGGCAGAGAUUGCCCGACAGGAGGCUAGGCUGAAGGUGGAAAAAGAAAACCUCGAAAAAGAGAAAAGUGUGUUGAUGGGAACAGCAUCGAACCAGGAUAACCAAGAUGGGGCGCUGGAAAUCACUGUAAGCGGCGAAAAGUACCGAUGCCUCAGGUUCGCAAAGGCGAAGAAAUGAGGCUCCUAUGAAGGAGCUUUGAUGUCUUUCCAGUUUGCUAUUUUUAGAGUCUCGAUUCAUUCUAUUUGCAUUGCUAAUUAUACACAAAUGUAGCUUUGCUUCCAAACACAUCCUAGUGACCGUAUCCAGUACAUGAUUCCAUGUUCAGCUUCGAAAAGGAAAAUUUGUC
Hibiscus syriacus is the source of this 680-nucleotide messenger RNA. RefSeq lists its product as uncharacterized. The record is from RefSeq and is a predicted model, not a curated record. Bases 158 to 511 code for a protein of 117 amino acids. The transcript has 3 exons. Lineage: Eukaryota; Viridiplantae; Streptophyta; Magnoliopsida; Malvales; Malvaceae.